UUCUCCAUUCCAUUCCCCAAACUCCAAAUCGAAAUCGAAAUCGAAUCGAGGAACAGAACGAAAUCGAAAUCGCUCGCUAAUCCCACCCACCGCCGCCGCUAAUCCAUCCAUUUCAGUGAGCUCCGGCGAGGAAGCUCGCUAGGGUUAGGGUUUCCGCGCGCAGAUUCGACCGCCGAGAGUUCUUGCUGCCUGCCGAUCCGAUCCGAUCCAAUCCACCGCCGAUUCGGUCGAUUUGAUAAAUUUCCAACCCUAGAAAUCCUCCCUCCCUGCCUGCGUAAGGCGAUGGAUCCCAGCCAGAUGAUGCCCCGGAGCUUCCCCAUGUGGCCGCCGCCGCCCCCGCCGGCCGCCUCCGACGCCAUGCCUCCGCCGCCGCUGCCGCUGCCGCAGCCCUUCCUCGCGCCGCCCCCGCCACAGCCCCAGCCCCAGCCCAACCGCGGCUGGAAGCGCAAGAACAACCCCAACAACAACAACCUCGCCGGCGGCGGCGCCUACCAGCCCCCCGCCAUCGGCGACCUGCAGGUGCAGAACCGCGCCAAGGCCCGCCGCUGGUUCAACAACCCCAACAACCCCGGCGGCGGCGGCGGCAACAACAACCCCAACAACGCCGGCGGCCGCAAGUACUUCUUCCCCAAGUCCAACAAGGCCGGCAACAAGGCCAAGGCGCCGCGCAACACCACCUCCUUCAUCAUCCGGGCCAAGCGGGCGGGGGGCAUCGCCUCGCUCGUCUCCCCCUGCCCCGUCACGCCCGCCGUGCUCCCCACCCCGCGCAUCUCCCCCUCCCGCGAGGGCCUCUCCGACAUGGCGCAGCAGCAGUGGGGCGUCGACGGCUACGGCUCCAUGAAGGGCCUCAUCCGCCUCCGCGCAUCCUCCCCCCGCCACCCCGAUGCCGAGGGCGAAGGCGAAGGCGACGACGACUCCAGCAGCGGCAGCGACGUCGAGGAGCACGUCGAGGUCGAGCGCCGCCUCGACCACGACCUCAGCCGCUUCGAGAUGGUCUACCCCGGCGGGAUGGGCAACGCCGCCGGCUACGUCUUUGAGGACCUCGACGACGAGUACGACCAGGACGUGCACGUCGCCAGGCUCGAGGAGGAGAACCUCACCCUCAAGGAGAGGCUCUUCCUCAUGGAGCAGGAGGUCGGCGACAUGAGGCGCCGUCUUGAGGCCAUCGAGGCGCGCUUUGCAGGGGCGGAUGGCGCUGCUGCUGGCAGCGCCGACAAUGCUGCUGCUGUCCUCCAGCAGAGUGCUGAUGCUGGUGCUGGUGCUGAGAAUGCUGUUGUUGUCCUCCAGCAGAGGGCUAAUGCUGAUGCUGAGAAUGCUGUUGUGGAGAAUGGCGUUGAUGCCGCGGCUGUUGCAGGCGACGCUGUAAUUGAGUCUCUGGAAGAUGCUAAUGCUAAUACUGCUGGUGCUGAAAAUGCUAAUCUACUCGAGAAAGAGAAGGGUGAUGCUGCCUCUGCUUCUGAUGACACUGUUGAGGAUGCUCUGAAGAAUGACACUGAGAUGGAUGUCGCUGCCUCUGCUUCUGCUAACGCAGUUGAGUUUGCUCUGAAGAAUGACACCGAGAUGGGUGAUGCUGGCAACUUGGUUGAGGAGGCUCUGGAGAAUGUCGCGGCGGCGGCUGAUGUCGUUUCUGGUGCUAAUAAUGCAGUCAAGGAGUCUGACAUUACCAGGGGUGAUGUAGAGCAGGAGAAGAGCGCUGAGGACAUGUCUGGUGCAGGUUCAGAGAAGAAGGUUGAGGACAUGGCCGGUGCAGGUUCAGAGAAGAAUGCAGAGAUGGCUGAUACUUCUGGAAGUGGAGAGGAAGACGGCAAGGAGCAGGCCUGAUGCUCCAGCUAGAAAACGGUGAAUAGAGCAAGCAGGCCUCUGCCUCUGAUGAUGAGGCUCCUGCUUGGAGAUGGAAGAUGGACAGUGGAAAAAUGCACAAGGGUUUCCUUCCCUGGUUGUUUGUUACUGUACAUACUUGCAGAUGAAGCCAUGCGGCGUGUUUCGGUUUUGUGGGACUGAAACGUCGUGUGACCGAGGCGGUGGUUUGUCGGCGUCGGUGAUGUUAUAUGUUUGUUGCCAUUUUGAGUUCUCUAUAUCUGGAACCUGUAGUGUUUUAGCUAGCUAAGCUGCUGCUGAAGGUGGUAGUAAGAUACUCCUAUGGAUUUGUUGUUACUGUUAAGAUGAUGUUGUCAA
Molecule: messenger RNA, 2175 nt
Organism: Triticum aestivum (bread wheat)
Lineage: Eukaryota; Viridiplantae; Streptophyta; Magnoliopsida; Poales; Poaceae
Product: serine-aspartate repeat-containing protein I
Exons: 1
Coding region: 283-1821 (512 amino acids)
Source: RefSeq, a predicted model, not a curated record